UAUCCGAAGCCAUGUUUCCUUCCCCUUUUCUUCUUCCACCACCACCACCUCCUCCUCCUCCUCCUCCUCCUCCACGUCCUCCUCAAUGGAAAUAUGAUGUCUUCGUGAGUUUCCGAGGCAAGGACCUGAGGAGAAACUUCAUAUCACACCUCUUCUCCGCUUUGAAGCAGGCCUCGAUUCGAUGCUUCAGAGACAACGCGAGACAAGACAUUGGAGAAGAAAUCAAAUCCAAGCUUUUCAAAGCAAUUUGGCAUGCGAGGUUUGCCCUAAUCGUGUUCUCCAAGAACUAUGCGGACUCAAAGUGGUGCAUGAACGAGCUGGUCGAGAUUCUGGAGUGCAAGAAGAGGUAUGAAAACCAUGGUCACCUAGUUGUUCCUAUCUUCCUUGAUGUAAAACCAGAAGACAUUUCGAAGUUGACGAGCGGAAGCGAAUUCGCUCAAGGUUUUGAGAGAUUGAGUGGAAACGAGAGAGACGAUGGGCAAAUACGAAAAUGGAGGGCUGCCUUGAUAGAGACUAAGCAUUUGUCAGGAGUCGACUUGAGGAAUGACGCCAGAGAGGAUGAAGGGGCACUCGUGGACAUAAUAGUAGACUACCUCGACGAGAAAAUCCGUGAAGCACGGCUACUCGACUUUGCGAGUAACGCAAUUGGAGUGGAAUUGCUGGUAGGCGAGGUGAUUUCUUUAAUCAAAACGGGCCAAGAAGAGGACGUGCGCGUCAUAGGUAUAUGUGGAGUAGAAGGAAUAGGCAAGACGAUGGCAGCCACAGUCAUCAGCGAGCGCAUUCGCCGCGAUUUCGAGUGUUUCGUCUUUCUUGAUAAAAUCGGAGAAGCAGAUCGCAACAGUCUAUUGGGCCUACAAAAGAAGCUGCUCUAUAAUCUCAUAAAGGUGGAAGGAUUGAGGAUGUACGAUGACAUUCAGACCAACAUCAACGAAAUAAAGAGUAACAUGCGCCAUAAAAGGACUCUUCUUGUUCUCGAUAAUGUCACCGGGAAAGAACAACUCAACUACUUCGGAGUCGGAGAGCGAGACCUGCUGUGUCGAGGAAGCAGAAUUUUGAUCACAACCAGAGACCAAAACUUGCUGAAAGAUCUCAAAGUAGAUGACAAGUAUAUCGUCACAGGAUUGGACCCGAAUGAAGCGCUCCGUCUCUUCUGUCGCCAUGCCAUAAAGAGAGAAGAACCUCAAGAAGGCUAUGAGGAGUUGUGCAAAAAUCUAGCUCAUUAUGCAGGAGGUCAUCCAUUCUCUCUUGAGAAGUUGGGCUCUUCCCUAUGCGGCAAGUCCAAACAUGAAUGGCAUAAAAAACUGGAGCAGUUGAAGAGAUGCCCUUAUGUCGAUUCGCUCUUCCGUUCAUUCCGGCCAGUUGGGCCAUUUGGAGGUCAAGGCGGUGAUGCUUUUGAUGACGGGAGACACACUGGCGUGAGGCAAAUUAGGAUCUUUGGACGGUCAGUUAUUGAUUCCAUCACCGUCGACUAUGACCUGAACGGGUGUUUUGUGAGAUCCUUCCAGCGGGGUCGAAAUGACUACUACACUGACUAUGCAAUGAGAAUGCGGGAUCUGGAAACCUCUCAUACCGAUUUGCUCGCAGACCAACUUAUAGGAAAGAAUCGAAACAACCUGAUGCCGACACGGGGAAAAAUAGAUGCCCUGGUGAGACUGGAUCAUCCAAGUGAAUACUUGGUAUCCGUAUCAGGCUAUAUUGAUGAUUUUGGAGGUCGUGAUGUUGUUCGGUCUCUCAAGCUCCACAGCAACAAGGAGACGUAUGGACCAUUUGGAUCCGAGAGAGGACAGGCUUUUGAUCUCUUGCAAUUUGGCGGACAGAUUAUUGGGUUUCACGGGAGAUGUAGCAGCCAUCUCGACUCAAUCGGAGCCCAUUUCGGGCCAAUUUCUCACACGUAUCCAUUUGAUGUCGUGGGACCAUUUGGGGGUAAUAGUGGUAUGGACAUUUGGGACGAUGGAAAACACACAGAUGUGAGGCAAAUUGUCAUAGGCUUUGAUUCGGCAAUUAAAUCCAUCUCUAUCUUAUAUGAUGACCAUGGGCGACCAGUUGGUCCGUUCACAUAUGGCCCAAGUGGAGGAGGAAAAACAUAUACGAUUAAGCUCGACCAUCCAAAUGAGUACUUAACAUCCAUCUCGGGCUACACUGAAGAAGUUUCCGGACUCACCAUUCUCCAAUCGUUGACAAUCCAUACUAAUAGAAGGGAUCAUGGACCAAUCGGAACAGCUAACAUAGGGAGGCAUUUCUCAUUCCCACACACCGGUGGCAAAAUUGUCGGGUUUCAUGGGAGUUGCGAUGGCCCCCGUCUCGAGUCCAUCGGAGCUUUUUACGAGCCAAUUGCUCAUACUCAUCCUUUUAAGGAUUUUGGGCCUUUUGGAGGUGACGAUGGAGAUUAUUGGGACGAUGGAAGAUACGUUGAUAUAAAGAGCAUUACUGUGUGCUUCUCGGACUUCGUUCGAUGUAUUGAUUUUGAUUUUGUCAACAUAGAUGGUUCUAUUGGACACACUAGUCAUGGUUCUCAACAAGUUCUAGAAUUUGACCUAACUACUGCUCAGGUUUACUUUGAUUACCCAAAGGAGUAUAUAACCUCAAUUUCAGGUUUCUUCACUGGCGUUAUCGUUUCGCUCACAUUUCGAACCAACCAAAGAAUAUGCGGACCAUAUGGUAGGGAGGAAGGGGCUUACUUUUCAUCACCACCGGGAGCUGGGAAAGUCGUCGGGUUCUUUGGGAGAAGUAGUGAUUGUCUUCUUCAUGGUCUUGGAGUAAGAGUCAAGCUUUACUCCAACGAGCUCUAUCCCUUCAUGUCUGUGGGGUUAUUUGGUGCUUUCGGGGAAGGCUCACGUUGGGAUGAUGGCAAUAAGCAUACCAAUGUAAGGAAAAUCAUCGUUGAAUUCGAACCAAGUAAAGGGUCAGAGGUUCGAUCGAUCACGUUUGAGUAUGAAGAGGAGGAUAGAGAAUUGGGGCAGUUGAAGACGCAUGGUGGCAUUGAUGACAGAAAGUUCCAUAUAGUACGAAACAUCGAAAUCCAUACGAUCAAAGUACAUGAUCCAGAUGAGUAUUUGACCUCAAUAUCUGGGUAUUAUGACAUGGGAGGCAUUACUUCUCUCACGUUUCAGACCAACAAAAAGACGAUGGGACCUAUCGGAGGCGAAAUCGGACGGCACUUCUCAUCUCCUGCAACUGGUGGCAAAAUUGUUGGAUUCUUUGGAAGAAGUGGUGAGCAUCUUGAAGCAAUCGGAGCUUAUUUUGAACCGAUCGCGCAUCUCUACCCAAUCAAAUCAAUUGGGCCAUUUGGAGGCCUAGGUGGAUGUGCUUGGGACGACGAGAAAUUCGACGUCUUGAGGGAGAUUGAGGUAAUGCACGGCGAUGAAAUUCGUUACCUUAUGUUUGUGUACGACAAGCAUGGGGAACAAAGUUGCUCAGGUAUGCACGGUAGCUACACCGAAGAAGAAGGGGUCAAGGUCACCUGGGUUAGAUUGGACUAUCCGCGAGAGUACUUGAUAUCAAUCUCUGGUUACGUGCAAGAGGACGUUGAUGGAGGCAUCGAUGAUGCUAUCGUUCGGUCGCUCACAUUUCACAGUAACAGAGGAAUACACGGUCCAUUUGGCAAGGAGUCGGGGAAGUACUUUUGGUAUCCAUCAACCGAAAGCAGAAUCAUCGGCUUUUACGGAAGGAGCAGGGAGACUCUCAAUUCUAUAGGAGUGUAUGCGGAGCCCAUACCGCACUUGUAUCCUUUUAAGACCGUUGGACCCUUUGGAGGCUCUGGUGAUUUUCAAUGGGAUGAUGGAGCACAAAGUGAUGUGAGGGCAUUUGAGAUCAGUUUCGGCGACGUAAUUCACUCCAUCAAGAUUGAUUACGACGGCGAUGGUUCCUUCUGCGGACGCCAUGGUUAUGGCCGUGGUUACGGGCCGCUAAGCGCCUCGGUCAAUCUGGAUUAUCCCAAGGAGCGUCUAGUUUCGGUAUCAGGCUGCAUGAGCGAACGUGGGAACACUCCACAGGCACAAGUUUUCAUCCACAACUUGAGCAUACACACCACGAAGACCACUUAUGGACCGUUCGGAUCAGAGGACGCUCUCGGAGGGUUAACGGGAUUUCGUAUCCCGCCGGCGUCAACCGGCGGCAGGAUUGUUGGCUUUUUCGGAAGUGGGGGAUCAUGUCUUAAUUCGAUCGGAGCGCGUUUGGAACCAUAUUAG
Rhodamnia argentea is the source of this 4187-nucleotide messenger RNA. Its product is annotated as jacalin-related lectin 4-like. Gene Ontology annotation, biological process: signal transduction. The record is from RefSeq and is a predicted model, not a curated record. Lineage: Eukaryota; Viridiplantae; Streptophyta; Magnoliopsida; Myrtales; Myrtaceae. Gene Ontology annotation, molecular function: carbohydrate binding; ADP binding. Bases 12 to 4187 code for a protein of 1391 amino acids. The transcript has 9 exons.